Molecule: messenger RNA, 1731 nt
Organism: Caenorhabditis briggsae
Lineage: Eukaryota; Metazoa; Nematoda; Chromadorea; Rhabditida; Rhabditidae
Gene: Cbr-wrk-1
Product: Protein CBR-WRK-1
Exons: 13
Coding region: 1-1731 (576 amino acids)
Biological process (GO): synapse organization; homophilic cell-cell adhesion
Cellular component (GO): neuronal cell body; axon; plasma membrane
Molecular function (GO): axon guidance receptor activity
Source: RefSeq, a predicted model, not a curated record
AUGAUGAAACUGGUACUGAUUGGCCUUGGUCUUCUGAUAGCCUCUAGCACUGCUCAGAUUCGGACGAAAGGUGGCACUUUAAUUGCCAAAGAAGGAGAAUCUCUCACAUUGCGUUGUGAAGUUGAGGACCCAAGCAUUGCAAUCAUUUGGCGUAAAAACAACGAUGUUGUCGCUGUGGACGACGAGAUUUUGGAUACCUACGGAGGAUAUGAAAUCGCGAUGGAAGGAUCAACAUCUGUGUUCACAAUCAAGAGAGUCGAACCAAUCAACUCGGCUAACUACUCGUGUGCAUUGGCCGAGCCGGAAGUUAGUGUCACUUUUGUCAUCAAAGUGCAAGUCAAACCUCUCGUCUUAAUCUCCCCGGACACUGGUGUCUACCACGCUAGAGUAGGAGAAAAGAAUCUGGUGAUCACUUGCCACGUCAAGGAAGGAAACCCAAAGCCAGGAGUCGUUUGGACCAAACAGGCUGCCAAAUUGCCGGAGGAUAUCAAGAAAGAUCAUGAGGGCGCUAGACUGGUGUUCCCGGAAGUCAAGAAGCAUCACGCUGGAAAGUACAACUGUUUGGCUGAGAACGUCGCUGGAAUGGAUAGAGCCACUGUCGAAAUUCAUGUUGCAGAGCCACUCCAAGGAGAACGGGAAGAGAAACCAUGGGUGAAAAACGAGGACACCUUCAUUCCGGUUCGCAAAAACCAAAACGCUUCAUUCUGGUGUACUUAUGACGGAACUCCAGUGCCGCAAGUCGAGUGGCUUUUCAAUGGUUACAAGAUUAACUUCAAUGACGAGAAGUUCAAGAAAACUUCGGAGACAGCUCAAAGGCUCAAUGGAUACAGCAAAUCGACGCUUACUGUCGGUGACAUCACGGAAGAGGCUUUCGGAGACUACGCUUGCCGUAUUUCCAACAAACUCGGAUCUGUCAUCGCCGUGGUGCACGUUAGUGGAAGACCAGGACCACCACAACUUUCGCUGGACGACUCGGAGCUCUCAUGGACCGUUAGAGCUUUUGAUAAGAUCCUUGAAUAUCAGCUCUGCCACCGAUUGGAGAACGCUGACCACUUCUUGCCGGAAAACUGUAACAGUGUCAGAGUGAAGAAGAGUGACAACAACGGAGAUGACAAGUGGACUCAUACAAUUGAUUUGCAAUCAUAUCUCGAGCAAGGGCAGAAGUAUCAUGUCCAGUUGAAGGCUAGGAAUGCGUUGGGGUGGGGCAGUAUGGCCAAGGAUGCGAUUAAUGUGGAAUUGAGAAGACCAGAAAAAGCAAAUGUUGAAUCAACACCAUGCACAUUUGUCACCAAUGGGCAACAAAUCACUUAUGGUGUUCGAGGAAACACAAUUCACUUCCGUGUUGUCUUGACAGGAAUCGCUCCUAAUGGAUCUGGAUGGACCGCUAUUGGAUUCGGAAAUAGCAUGUUCUCUGGUCUUGAUGUGAUUGUGGUUCGUGUUCUGAAUGGAAGAAUUAUUGUGACCGAUGAGUUUGUGCGUGGAUUCCAGUCGCCGGUUCCGGAUAGGCAAAACAACGUUCAAGUUUAUGGACUUCGUUAUGAGAAUGGUGUGGUCGUAGCUUCAUUCUCAAGAUCCGUGUUCUCUACCGAGCAAACGGAUGCUAAUCUUUCGGGAUGCUCUCCAUGGAAGUUCACUGUCGGUUUGAAUCGUAUGAGUCCUCAAGGCCAUCUUUUCCAUCACUCCCAAACACCGGUUCAUCGUGUGGUGUGCAUCAAUCAGUGCACUGUCUAA